Molecule: messenger RNA, 7187 nt
Organism: Zerene cesonia (dogface butterfly)
Lineage: Eukaryota; Metazoa; Arthropoda; Insecta; Lepidoptera; Pieridae
Gene: l(3)80Fj
Product: eIF-2-alpha kinase activator GCN1
Exons: 37
Coding region: 96-7145 (2349 amino acids)
Biological process (GO): regulation of translation; cellular response to amino acid starvation
Cellular component (GO): cytosol
Molecular function (GO): protein kinase regulator activity; protein binding
Source: RefSeq, a predicted model, not a curated record
GUACGAAUUGUCAACGAUCUGUCAAAUUCUUUUACAUGUAUGAUUUUCCAAGACGUGUGCUUUUUUAUGAAAUUAAUUCUGAAUGCUUGUAAAAUAUGGCAGAUACAGAGGUUUUAAAAAAAUUAAAGGAUGUUCCUUUUAGAAUUCAGACUUCAAGUCUGAAGGAGCGGCGUGAAGUAAUUGAAGAAAUUCAGGAUGUUCUCUCCACACCAGGAAUUACAGAACCUGCAGUCCGUUUUGUAUGCAGAGUGUUAACUUUGACGUUACAUCGAUAUAGAGACUCUACAUCUCAAUCAUAUGUCAAAGGAUUACUAGCCUAUCUCGCUACUAACCAUCGGGAGUGGACAUUUAAAAAUUUUGUACCAGUUUUAGUAGAAAUUUCAGAACAAUUAAGAAAUACAGCAACAUCAAAAAAUAUAAGCCAGAGUGGACUAUAUGCUUUACGAUGGUCUACAGUUUUAGUGGAAAAUGGCUUAAAAAGUGCAGAAGAUGGUGUGGAUUUUACUCCUCUUGUACUAUGCCAGGCUAAUUUGCUAGCUGUUGUAACUGCGUAUGGGGACAAAAGGAAGAAUGAAAAUGCAUAUUCUAUGUUACACACAGCAUGGAGUGGCAUUGGUGUAGAAAAAUUAGAAAAAUGGAUUGAGGUCCUCCUGUCACAAGCCCCCGACUCGGGGCCACAGAUAUGUGUCUCAUUUUCAGCAUUAUGUAGACACACUAAACAAAUAGGCAAGGAAGAUAUAAUUAUAAAGCAUAAGGCAAAAAUGUUGGAAAGCUUUAUAAAGAGCCUCAUCAGUGUAAAAAUCCGCCCAAAUCCUAACUUCAUACGUAGCUGUUCUGACCUUUUGCACCUGCUGCAACUCAGUGACGUCCAAGAAACUCUCCUGCCAGCAUUACACAAAGCCAUGUUGAGGAGUCCAGAGACAAUCAUCGAAGCAGUUGGAGAAGUUGUUGAUAAUCUAAACAUACAAUUAGAUGAUUUGGCAGUUGACAUAGGAAAAAGUUUAAUUGUGAACACGCACUCGCGCGACGCGUGGACGCGCGCGGCGUGCGUGCGCGCGCUGGAGCUGGUGGCGCGGCGCUGCUCGGCGCGCGCGCCCGCGCUCACGCUGCUCAAGGCGGCCUUCGCGGAGUACCACGGCGCCAGCGGCAAGCUCACCUCCAGCGAGGACAAGAUUGCUGUGCUCAAUGCGGCGGGCACGCUGAGCGAGGUGGCGGUGGGCGCGGAGGAGUACGGCGCGGUGUUCGAGGAGGCGGCGGCGCAGGUGGCGCGCGUGGUGGAGGCCGAGUCGCACGAGCGCACGCUCUGCGCCGCGCUCGACGCGCUGCUGCGCUGGGCGCUGCGCCGCGCCGCGCCGCUGCCGCCCGCCGCGCUCGACAUCUACAAGAAAAAUUUAUCGAGCAAGAACACGAGUCAGGCGGUGCGCAUCGCGUACGCGUCGCUGGUGUCGCGGCUGGUGGUGCGCGGCGGCGCGGCCCCGCCGCACGCCGACCAGCUGCGCCCCACGCUGCUCGCCGCCGUCGAGAAGGCGCUGCAGCAGCCGCUGCAGCACCAAAUAGUGAGCGAGGGCGUGUGCGCAAUGGUGACGCUGGUGAAGCUAGACACGGCACGCGAGCUGCCGUCGCGCGGCGCCGUGUGGCACGCGCUCGCGCACCCCGACAAGCACGUGCUGCUGCACGAGCGCCUGCUCGCCGCCGCGCACGACGACGUCCUAAUACAGGUGGUGUUGCUAUGCAGAACAGUGUUGGAAAACUACCAAAUUGUUGCCAGCGAUAGGAACUCCCCGGUCUACAAGGCUUUCAUCCACGUCCUAUUGUCGCCCGUGAAGGCAGUUCGUUCAGUGGCCUUGCAAGAGGUAAAGGAACUGCUUGCUUCAGAAGACAGAGCUUUAAUGGCCAGAUAUUUAGUGCUGAAAUUGAAUGAAGUGCUCGAGGAUGGCAAGAUAUUCAACGUGAAGGAAAAGACGCCGCCCGAAGAGAAGGGGGAAGUGACGGGGAAGAUGAUAUUGGACUGUGUUCAAUCCUUGUGUUCAUAUAGAGAAUAUCCGCCCGAAGACGCCGAAAAGCUGGCAAUAGACGCGCUGCCGAGCUGCCACCAGCCGCUGGCGGCGGCGCUCAGCAAGCGCGCCUGGAUCAAGCUGGUGGGCUACCUCCGGCUGGAGCCCAGGAAGUUGGUCGCCGUUUACUCCAACAACUUGAAGAACACGUACAUCAAUGGAUACGUGCCCACUGAGACGAUGUCCAACGUGGUGUCCACACUUUGCUGGUGCGGGCCGGCGCUGGCCAGUGCGGCGCUGUCGGCGGCGCUGACCACGCUCGCUGACCCUGCGCUGCUGAGGGUCACCAGGGACGAAUACUUCACAUACCUCACGCCGCCCACUGACCUGUAUGAUAAGAGCGUGGUGCCAGGCAACGAAGACAGCAAAGAAAUGAACCUGAAGCGCGAGAGCAAAGCGUACAGCUACAAGGAGCAACUCGAAGAGCUGCAGUUGCGCCGGGAGAUCGAGGAGAAGCGGCGCAAGGAGGGCAAAGUGAAGGAGGUGCCGCUCAGCGCUAAGCAGAAGGAAGCUAUCAAGGUGCAAAUGGCGAAAGAGGCGGCGGUCAGAGAGAGGCUCACUGCGCUGAACGCGCGGGUGGUGGCGGCGGUGCGGCUGGCGGGCGCGGUGCAGGCGGGGUUGACCUGCACAGCGGCGCGCACAAACGAGUCGAUGGUGGUGAACGGUCUGUCGGUGAUCACGCAGCACGCGUCGCUGCGCGGCGACACCGCCGGCGACGGCGACGCCGCGCAGGACUUGCUGUACCCCACGCUCUUCCCCAUCGACCAGAUGUUCCGGCUGCUCAUUGAUCUCAUUGGGUCGAGCAGCGGGCGCGUGGCGGCGGCGUGCACGGUGGCGCUGCUGGAGACGGCGCGGUGCGCUGCGCGGGCGCCGCUCUCGCGCGACGACGUCGUCUGCCUGCUCGCCGCCCUGCAGAGCCCCGCCGAGGUGGUUCGUGACGCGGGCUUACGUGCGUUGGGUUGCGUGUCCGACCGCUUGCCGCCAUUCUUUGAAGACGAGGACUUCGCCCUCGAACUCACCAAAAGACUGUAUAUUGCCAUAUUCGACAUAUCCGAAGAUAACAAGAAGCUAGCGGAGGAGCUGUGGGAGCGGCUGCCGGCGGCGGAGGCGCUGGUGCGGCACGGCGAGCUGGAGGCGAUGAGCGUGCUGCUAGACGAGAUCCAGCACCCGUCGGAGCCGGUGCAGCGCGCCGCCGCCGCCGCGCUGGCCGCGCUCGUGCCGCGCGCCGCGCGCCCCGCCGCCGCCGCCGCGCAGCUGCUGCAGCGCCUGCACCACGUCUACGACGACAAGCUGCCCCUAAUCCCAGCGAAAUUGGACCAAUUCGGGCACGAGACAGAAGCGGCGGUGGACAACUGGGGCAGCCGGCGGGGCGUGGCCCUCGCCCUGCGCGCGCUCGCUCCCUGCCUUCGCGCCGACGUGGUCCCCGACGCAAUGAGCUUCUUUGUGCAGAAGUCCCUCGGCGACAGGAACGAAAUCGUUCGCGCCGACAUGCUCAACGCCGCGAUGGCGGUGGUGGAGCUGCACGGAAAGGAGACCAUAAGCACGCAGCUGCCGGUGUUCGAGAAGUUUCUGGAUAAUGCACCCAAGUCUGGUGGCUACGACGCGGUGCGCCAGAGCGUUGUACUGUUGGUGGGAUCGCUGGCCAGGCAUUUGGAGCCGACGGAUGCGAGAGUCAAGCCCAUCACGCUGAGGCUCGUCGCUGCCCUGUCCACUCCCAGUCAACAGGUACAAGAAGCAGUUAGCAACUGCCUUCCUCACUUGGUGACGUCACCAGCGUUGGAGGGGGAAAUACCUACGAUAAUGAACAAGCUCAUGAAGCAAUUGUUAACGGCUGAGAAAUAUGGUGACAGGAAAGGCGCCGCGUACGGCAUAGCUGGUAUUAUCAAGGGAUUGGGAAUAUUGUCGCUGAAACAACUCGACGUUAUGGGAAAGCUCACUGAAGCUAUCCAAGAGAAGAAGAACUACAAGUACCGUGAGGGUGCGUUAUUCGGCUUCGAGAUGCUCUGCUACAAGCUGGGGCGGCUGUUCGAGCCGUACAUCGUGCACGUGCUGCCGUACCUACUGCUGUGCUUCGGCGACAGCUCGCAGUACGUGCGCGCGGCGGCCGACGACACGGCCAAGCUGAUCAUGAGCAAGCUGUCCGCGCACGGCGUCAAGCUGGUGCUGCCCGCGCUGCUGCAGGCGCUGCACGACGACAACUGGCGCACCAAGGCCGGGUCGAUCGAGCUGCUGGGCGCGAUGGCGUACUGCGCGCCGAAGCAGCUGUCGUCGUGCCUGCCGUCCAUCGUGCCCAAGCUCAUCGAGGUGCUGAGCGACUCGCACAUGCGCGUGCAGCACGCCGCCGCCGAGGCGCUCAAGGUCAUCGGCUCCGUCAUACGCAACCCCGAGAUACAAGCGAUCGUGCCGGUGCUGCUGCAAGCGUUGCAAGACCCGUCCAACAAGACGUCCGCGUGCCUGCAGACGCUGUUGGACACGAAGUUCGUGCACUUCAUCGACGCGCCGUCGCUGGCGCUUAUCAUGCCAGUGGUGCAGCGCGCCUUCCUCGACCGCAGCACGGAGACCAGGAAGAUGGCGGCGCAGAUCAUCGGCAACAUGUACUCGCUCACCGACCAGAAGGAUCUGAUGCCGUACCUGCCCAAUAUCAUACCGGGCCUCAAGAGCUCGCUGCUGGAUCCCGUGCCGGAGGUCCGCUCGGUGUCGGCGCGCGCGCUGGGCGCCAUGGUGAAGGGCAUGGGCGAGAGCAGCUUCGAGGAGCUGCUGCCGUGGCUGAUGCACACGCUCACGUCGGAGUCCAGCAGCGUGGACCGCUCGGGCGCCGCGCAGGGGCUCUCCGAGGUGGUCGCCGGCCUCGGCGUGCACAAGCUGCACAAGAUCAUGCCAGACAUAAUAGCGACGGCAGAGCGCACGGACAUAGCGCCGCACGUGAAGGACGGCUACAUCAUGAUGUUCAUCUACAUGCCGGGCGCGUUCACCGACGAGUUCACGCCCUACAUCGGCCAGAUCAUCAACCCCAUCCUCAAGGCGCUCGCCGACGAGAACGAGUACGUGCGCGAGACCGCGCUCAAAGCCGGCCAGAGAAUCGUCAACCUGUACGCCGAGUCGGCCAUCACUUUGCUCUUGCCAGAGCUAGAAAACGGCCUCUUCGACGACAACUGGAGGAUCCGGUACAGCUCCGUCCAGUUGCUGGGCGAUCUGCUGUACCGUAUAUCCGGAGUUUCCGGCAAAAUGAGCACAGAGACAGCCUCUGAAGAUGACAAUUUCGGAACGGAGCAGUCGCACAAGGCGAUUAUUAACGCGUUGGGGCCGGACAGGAGGAACAGGGUGCUGGCCGGAUUGUACAUGGGCAGAAGUGAUGUGGCGCUCAUGGUGAGGCAGGCUGCGCUGCACGUAUGGAAGGUUGUGGUGACAAAUACUCCCAAGACCCUACGGGAGAUCCUUCCAACUCUAUUCAGUUUAUUAUUGGGUUGUCUGGCUUCCACCAGCUACGAUAAGCGGCAGGUCGCCGCCAGGACACUUGGUGACUUGGUCAGGAAGCUAGGAGAGCGCGUGCUGCCCGAGAUAGUCCCGAUCCUGGAGCGCGGCCUGCGCUCCGAGCGCGCCGACCAGCGGCAAGGGGUGUGCAUCGGCCUGGGGGAGAUCCUUGCCUCCACGUCCAGAGACGCUGUGCUCAGCUUUGCUGACGGCCUGGUGCCCACAGUGCGCACGGCGCUGUGCGACGAGCUGCCCGAGGUGCGCAUGGCGGCGGCGCGCACGUUCGACAGCCUGCACGCCACCAUCGGCAACAAGGCGCUCGACGACAUCCUGCCGCCCAUGCUGGACGCGCUGCACCACCCCGACCCCGCCGUGGCGGACGCCACGCUCGACGGCCUCCGACAGAUAAUGGCGAUCAAGUCGCGCGCGGUGCUGCCCUACCUCGUGCCCGUGCUGACGGGCGGCGGGGGCGGCGCCGCGGUGGACACGCGCGCGCUGUCGGCGCUGGCGGCGGCGGCGGGCAACGCGCUGGCGCGCCACCUGCCGCGCGUGCUGCCCGCGCUGCUGGCCGCGCUGCGGGCGGCGCGCGGCUCGCCGCACGAGGCGCGCGAGCUCGACUACUGCCGCGACGCGCUGCUGCCCGUCACCGACGACGCGGGCGUUAGAUGCAUAAUCGACACGCUGCUGGAGUGCGUGCGCACGAACACGGGCGAGAAGCGGCGCGCGGGCGCGGCGCUGCUGUGCGCGUUCGUGACGCACACGCGCGCCGAGCUGGCGCCGCACGUGGGCGUGCUGCUGCGCGGGCUGCUGCUGCUGUUCGCCGAGCAGGAGCGCGACGUGCUGCAGAUGGCGUGGGAGGCGCUGGCCGCGCUCACGCGCACGCUGGACGCCGAGCGGCAGCUCGCGCACGUGGCCGACGUGCGCCAGGCCGUGCGCUACGCCGCCGCCGAUCUCAAGGGCGAACUGCUGCCCGGCUUCUGCCUGCCUAAGGGUAUUGCACCAAUCCUACCGUUAUUCCGAGAAGCUAUCCUGAAUGGAUUGCCUGAAGACAAAGAGAACGCCGCCCUCAUGCUGGGUGAAGUGAUCCGACUCACGUCAGCUCAAGCCCUCCAGCCCUCGGUGGUGCACAUCACAGGGCCACUCAUUAGGAUCCUAGGAGACAGAUUUAAUUCUAGCGUCAAAGCGGCCGUGCUGGAAACCCUCGCACUUCUGCUGGCUAAAUAUCUGCUGGAUCAGGACAGGCCCAUUCCGCAGAAUAUUAUGUCACAAUUCGUUAGGAGCAUGAACCACAACAGCAACGAGGUGAAGCAGCUGAUGGCGCGCGCGGCGGCGGCGCUGGGCGGCGCGCUGCGGGCGGGCGGCCCCGCCGAGCUGCUGCGCGCGCUGCUGCCCGCGCUCGUCAACGGCACCAAGGAGAAGAACACGCUCGUGCGCGCCAACGCCGAGCUGGCGCUGCGCGCGCUGCUGCGCCUGCCGCACGACCCCGCGCACCACCAGCAAUGCAUGGCGCUGCUGGACGAGGGCGGGCGCGAGGCGCUGGCGGACGUGGUGGCGCGCCUGCUGCGGCGCGCCGUGGCCGAGGGCCGCGAGGAGGAGCUCGACUGCACGCUGCUCACCUGAACACCCGCCACUGCCGCCGACAAUAUAUCUUUAUAAUUCAGA